Ziziphus jujuba (common jujube) is the source of this 727-nucleotide messenger RNA. Its product is annotated as multiprotein-bridging factor 1b. The transcript has 4 exons. Gene Ontology annotation, cellular component: nucleus. NCBI's taxonomy places the organism in Eukaryota, Viridiplantae, Streptophyta, Magnoliopsida, Rosales, Rhamnaceae. Bases 98 to 526 code for a protein of 142 amino acids. The record is from RefSeq and is a predicted model, not a curated record. Gene Ontology annotation, molecular function: DNA binding.
CCACUAAUUGCAAUUCGACCUCCAUUAUAGAAGCCCUAAAAGAGAGCAGAAAAACCAAGAAGCAAAGUAGCUGAGAGAGAAGCAAGGGAGAGAAACCAUGGCCGGAGUUGGACCGAUUUCACAGGAUUGGGAACCCGUUGUCAUUAGGAAGAAGGCUCCCAACGCCGCAGCCAAGAAGGACGAGAAAGCUGUCAACGCCGCACGACGGGCCGGUGCCGAUAUCGAAACCAUCAAGAAAUCUACUGCAGGAACAAAUAAAGCUGCUUCCAGUAGUACUUCUUUGAACACAAGGAAGCUGGAUGAAGAAACAGAGAACCUUGCUCAUGGACGUGUACCAACUGAGCUGAGGAAAGCUAUUAUGCAAGCUCGGACGGAAAAGAAGCUCACCCAGUCACAGCUUGCUCAACUGAUCAAUGAGAAGCCUCAAGUGAUCCAGGAGUAUGAAUGCGGAAAAGCUAUCCCAAAUCAACAGAUUAUUACCAAACUGGAGAGAGCUCUUGGAGCGAAACUGCGUGGAAAGAAGUGAACAAAGCCUUAAACAACAGAGAAAGUUUGGUCUGUAUUGUGGUUUAUUUAAACUUCCACCUAAUGUGUUAAGCCAGAAUGUGUAGUUAUCUUCCAUAGCCAAGUAUGGUUGUGUGUUCUUUCUGUUUUGUAUGAAAUGCUCCUUUGUGUGAUGACUUGAUCCUCCUCAGUUACAAAUAAAUAAGUAUCGAACUUCGCUCCA